Messenger RNA from Lathyrus oleraceus (garden pea), 993 nucleotides. RefSeq lists its product as uncharacterized. The coding region runs from base 1 to 993 and encodes 330 amino acids. The record is from RefSeq and is a predicted model, not a curated record. NCBI's taxonomy places the organism in Eukaryota, Viridiplantae, Streptophyta, Magnoliopsida, Fabales, Fabaceae. The transcript has a single exon.
AUGAAUUCCGAGAGGAGAAGCAUUCACAGUUACAAGUUCAUGGAGUCUCCGCUAACUAUUUUGAGAGGAUUGGGGGCACAUCUAGUUCUUGGAAACAAAGAUGAUUUCAAGACGGCUUAUGGAAACCUUUUGGGAAUACUGAACAUUGAAGUCAAUACCACUGUCGUAUACACUCUGGUGCAAUUCUACGAUCCUCCGUUGAGAUGUUUUACAUUCCAGGAUUACCAGUUGGCACCCAUAUUGGAAGAGUAUUCACACAUUCUAGGUAUUAGGAUCAAGAACCAAGUGCCUUAUGUUCGCACUAAGGAACUCCCCAAAUACCAAGUCCUUGUUGAAGCCCUCCAUAUGGGGAAGAAGGAAGUGGAGAUGAACUUGAAACCUAAAGGUGGAAUUCAUGGCUUCACCUCAAAGUUUCUAGUAGAUAAAGCCAUUUCCUUCGCCGAAGCUGGGAGUUGGACGACCCUCAACGCCAGUCUAGCUCUACCAAUCUAUGGGAUCGUAUUGUUUUCAAACAUGGAAGAAUUUGUGGAUCUGGCUCCUACUCACAUCUUUCCGACUCAGAACCCUAUUCUCACUCUUCUUGUUGAUACUUACUACUCCAUCCACGUGAGGACCCAAAAGAAGAAAGGAACCAUCAUCUAUCGUACUCCUUUGUUAUAUAGAUGGUUUAUUUCAUAUCUACCCAACAAAGGCCCUUUCGUUGAAAACAAAGACAAUUUGAAAUGGUCCAAGCGGAUCAUGUCCUUGAACUCCGAAGACAUCUCCUGGUAUUCUCGAAUCUUCGACAGUGUCAAACUCAUCCUCAAUUGUGGUGAUUUUACUAAUGUACCUCUUCUUGGUAUGAAAGGGGGAAUCAAUUACAAUCCGAGGUUGGCAUUACGACAGUUGGGAUACCCAAUGGUAGAUAAGCCUGACCUCAAAGGUGUAGAAGGUUUUGUCUUGUACGAAGGGGUUGAAAAUCCAGAAUUAGUCAAGAAGAUCGUCAAGGAUUGA